Messenger RNA from Morus notabilis, 1656 nucleotides. RefSeq names its product probable protein phosphatase 2C 76. The record is from RefSeq and is a predicted model, not a curated record. Gene Ontology annotation, cellular component: cytosol; nucleus. The coding region runs from base 297 to 1358 and encodes 353 amino acids. Lineage: Eukaryota; Viridiplantae; Streptophyta; Magnoliopsida; Rosales; Moraceae. The transcript has 9 exons. Gene Ontology annotation, biological process: protein dephosphorylation. Gene Ontology annotation, molecular function: cation binding; protein serine/threonine phosphatase activity.
GUGACACGUUGCCAGCGCUCUUCGGUGCCAAAGCUACAACAUUUCGCCAUUUUCCCUUCUCCUCCUCCUGCUCUCUAUCUAACCAUGAUUAGGGUUUCAGAUUCUCUCAAUUUCUAGAAAGAGAAAGUAUUUCAGUGUACGAUUCGUACAUUUUUGUGCGCGUAUGUGGGAGUUGAUUGGAGCAACUUUUUCUCAUCUUCAGAUUCGAAUGUUUGCACUUUAACGAGCCACGACCAGAUCGCAUCACUCGUUAAUUACCAAAUAUCUGGCUUUGAAGGCCGGGUUGGACCACUUAGAUGGUAUGCAAAAGUUGCUUAAGGAAUGUGAUUGUUCAAGCUGGACAAAUCAGAGCAUUUACGCGAAAGGCGGUGCAAUUGAGCAAUACUGGGAAGAACUUUAAUGCAGGUCUCAGCUUAACGAAUUGGUGGAAUCGUGAAUUUAAAAUGAGUUUGAGGAUGAUGGUUGAUACAGGCGCAACGGAGAAACAGGGGCCUACUGUUGAUGCAUUCCCAGAGAAAGACGAAGAAGGAAGCGGAUAUUCCAGUGGAGGAUGGAAAAGUGAAGAUGGAAAAUUGAGCUGGGGGUACUCAAGUUUCAGAGGGAAGAGAAUGACUAUGGAGGAUUUCUAUGAUAUUAAAACGGCCAAGAUUGAUGGCCAAACGGUCUGCUUAUUUGGAAUAUUUGAUGGACAUGGUGGAUCCCAUGCUGCUGAAUAUUUAAAAGAGCAUCUCUUUUUGAAUCUCAUGAAUCAUCCACAAUUUUUGACAGAUACCAAAUUGGCUAUUAGUGAAUCGUACAAGCAGACUGAUUCUGAUUUUUUGGAGGCCGAAAAAGAUACUUAUCGUGAUGAUGGUUCUACUGCUUCGACUGCAGUCUUAGUUGGUAAUCAUCUAUAUGUUGCUAAUGUUGGAGAUUCUCGUACGAUAAUAUCAAAGGAUGGGACAGCAAUACCUCUCUCCGAAGAUCAUAAACCAAAUCGAAGUGAUGAGAGGAAGAGAAUUGAAAGCGCAGGUGGUGUGAUAAUGUGGGCAGGUACUUGGAGGGUAGGAGGUGUGCUAGCCAUGUCUCGGGCUUUUGGCAACCGCAUGCUUAAGCAAUUUGUUGUCGCAGAACCAGAGAUCCAGGAUCUAGAGAUAGAUGAAGAAUUUGAAUUGCUUGUGCUUGCCAGUGAUGGGCUAUGGGAUGUGGUACCCAAUGAGGAUGCUGUUUCACUUGCUCGCGAAGAAGAAGAACCCGAGGUGUCAGCCCGAAAGUUAACGGAAGUCGCUUUCACUCGUGGCAGCGCAGACAAUAUAACAUGCAUUGUGGUAAGGUUCCACCGCGACAAAGCAGUUGCAUCCAGUCCCCAAGACGAGUGAAAAAAUAAAAAAGAAAAAGGAACAGGAAAAAAAAAAAAUGGCAUCUGUAGAUUUUAGAAACACAGAGUGAAUAAUCGAACUAGUCCACACAUGCAAAAUGGCUGAUUUGCCUCUUUUGGAAAAGCUGGCUAUUGUUCAUUCUUUUGUUUGUCUCUAAAAUGACUCAUCUGUUUCUUUCCGGGACACAUCCCAUGUGUAUUCUUGAUCUGUUGACCAUGUUGUAGGUGUCAUUUGGGGUCUUUUUGUCUUAAUAAUCUUUUUAAGCUAAUAAAUAAAAAGCACGAGGCUUUAUCAUUUU